UGUGAAGGUGACUUGUUUAGCCGAGAAGAUGCAGAGGAAUCAAGGAUGUCUGUGCGGCUCCCUCUUACGCUGAAACGUCGACAGCCUAGAGAAACCAGGAGUCGACCUCUGCGUUGCUUGCAGUGAAACAUCAAGGCGAACACAGUAUAUUUUCUUUUUGAGAGGGUUAAAUUUGUGGAUGCGUAUGCAUGUGUUCUGCACCGAAUGGGCGAAAGAACCGCCCCAGGUCCACAGCCAACAUAUUCCAGAUAGGCAAGCCAGCACAGAGAGACUCGGAGCGACGGGAGAGCACCGAAAGCACGCGCAAAGCCCAGCGCGCAGUGGAUGACUGCAGAAUGACGGUCCAAGAGUUCAACACACUGGUGGCGCUCCACCGUGAGCAGGUCAUUUCCAUUGGAGAGAUCACGGUGGACUGUCCUUCUCUAAGAGCACAGAUGCAUAAGACGCGCACUAAAGGAUGCAGCGUGGCUCAGACUGCCUAUCAGAACCUUACUGUCAUCUCCGGGCCAGAGGAUGGGGAAAUUCACCCAGAGAUCUGUAGGCUCUUUAUACAGUUGCAAUGUUGUUUGGAGAUGUACAUCACUGAGAUGCUUAAGUCAGUUUGUUUGCUGGGUGUGCUGCAGCUUCACAGGAAAGGAAAUGAACCCUGCCCUGAGCCAAACAUAGAUGGCAGAGUUGAAGAAAGCUCUGAUGUCCCAAUAUUGGAGGACAGAUCAUCAUCACCUGUUGACUUCCCCCAGGAAUCCUGGCUGGUGUGCACAGACAUUGAAAACAUAGAGAGUGACAUGAGAGACAUGAGAAAUCUGCUAAGCAAACUCAGGGAGACCAUGCCAUUGCCACUGAAGAACCAAGAUGACAGUAGUCUGCUGAACCUGACCUCCUACCCGCCAGUGAGGCAGAGAAAGAGGCGCUUCUCCGGCCUCUGCUGUCUCGUGUCAGAUCUGUGUGUGUUUUUUGGAGAGUCUACAGCAUGGCCCAGACAAAAACAAUUCACUUAUCUUUCUGCACAGGAAGACAGGAAUAAGGAGCAUAAAAACAGUGUAAAUAAACAUUGCCCAUCUGUUUAUUUGGAAAACAGAAAGGCACAUAACAUUUCAAUCCACAGUCCACUUUGGGUUAAAAAAACGACAAAUCUACCGACCUUUUCUCUGGAUUUCCCGAGGUCAAGAACAAGAGUUUUGUUGAGAUCUGUACUAUUUGAAUUUUGCCCCAGCAAGUAUAGCCUCUCAAUGGGUCACAGAAGGUUCCUUCUCAUCUCAAUCCUCAUCUUGGCUUCUGUCACUGCCACCAUGUGCUGUUUCUGUGACCACUACCCAUGGAGCCCAUGGUCUUAUUGCACUAGGACCUGUGGUCAGGGGAUUCAAGAACGUGCAAGAUAUGUACAGUAUGAUGAGCACUGGAACAAGAAUAACUGUGGCCAGCUGUGUGAAAUUCAUGAAAACAGAAUGUGUCAUGUUGAGGCUUGUCCUAUACAUUGCCAACUAACUGAGUUUGGACCCUGGUCAGACUGCUCACCAUGUGUCAAAAAAAUGUUCAGGACCCGGUCUGUCCUAAGGCCAUCUCAGUUUGGAGGACAAGAUUGUAGUGAAUCUCUAACGGAAGAAAGGUCUUGUCAUCCAUCAAAAGAAUGUAAAAUAGAACCAGUCAACUGCAAGGAUAAGUUCACCUGUGACAAUGGCAGAUGUAUAAAAGCAGUUCUUGAGUGCAAUGGCCAGAAUGACUGCUUGGACAACUCUGAUGAGAAAAACUGUGGAACAGUCAAGCAGGUGUGUGCAACAAGCAGGUUUCAUGUCCCUCCUGGCACAGAUCUCAUCGGUAAUGGUUUCGAUGCUGUUGCGGAGCAGAUGAGGGGGGCAGUUCUGGACAACACCUUCAUGGGGGAUGAAUGUGUUGUAAACCGCAGCAGAGUGAACAGAAAGGUCUACCGAAUACCAGCUAACAUUGAAAACUAUGAGAUCAAAGUGGAACACCUUGAGGAUAUUACCGAGAAUCCGCCAGUAAAAAGUGAAGUGGUCUCCUUGGACAGCCAAAGGUCAGAAUCAGGAUUCGGUUACGCAGGAAACUUUCAACUUAACAUUCCCAUUCUGUUGAACAUUUUCCGUCACGCUCAUCAGUCCAGAUCCUUCAAGGAAGAGAUCAAAUCAUUUCAACAAAAGGACUCCAGGUUUUUUAGGGUACAUCAGGUUAUAGCCACAUCAACUUUCAGAACAAAACCUUCUGACCUGUAUUUAUCAGAUCCUUUCCUGAAGUUCCUCAACAGUUUACCUCUGGAGUACAACUAUGCCCUCUACAGGCAGAUCUUUCAGUUGUUUGGGACCCAUUAUUUUGGCUCUGGUACACUAGGAGGGCAGUAUGACCUGCUUUUCCUGUAUGAUCGUGAAGAGCUCAGAACUCAUGGUUUAACUGAGGAGAAGACUCAAAAUUGCAUCAAAAAAGAAUUUUCCAUGUUUUUUUUUGUGUAUUUCACAAGAUCACAUAGCAAUAGGUGUGGUACCAACAAGAUGACCUCCACAUAUGAGGGCUCAUUCCUGCAAACGUCGGAAAAGUCCCUCUCUGUGGUGAAGGGAGGAAGAGCAGAGUAUGCUGCAGCUCUGGCUUGGGAACGCAAGGGUGUUCCUCCUGAUAACACCACAUACAAAGAGUGGAUAAAAUCCACUAUAGACAACCCUACUGUCAUAGAAUAUGAGCUGAUGCCCCUGGUGAACCUUGUGCGGGGCUUUCCCUGUGCUGUGACUAAGAGGCGUCACAUGCAGAGAGCAUUGGCUGAAUAUUUGACAACCUACGACUCCUGUAAAUGUGCCCCUUGCCCAAACAACGCCCGGGCUGCUUUUUCAGGGACAGAGUGUGUGUGUAUCUGCCAAACAGGAACCUAUGGGUCCAACUGUGAGAAACGAGCAAAGGACUACACUUCAGAGGCCAUUGACGGCUACUGGAACUGCUGGAGCCCAUGGACCACAUGCGACUCCUCCCUAAGGAGACACCGCACGCGUGUCUGCAACAACCCUGCUCCUCAGAGGGGAGGCAAGCCCUGCAAGGGCCCUGAGCACCAGGAGGAAAAGUGUACCAUCUCAAUUUUCCAAGAGCAGAACGUUUGCAUUAAUGAUGAUGACUUUGUGACAGAGGGUGAGAGUGAGAGUGUAUUGCCUCCAGGAGAGUCUGGCUGUCCCAAACCCAAGCCUCCUCUCAACAGCUAUCUGAGGAUGAAUAAGAGGCAAUAUAGUUACGGAGACCAUGAGGAGUUUGUGUGCUUCACUGGUUUCGAGCUGGAUGGGUACGGGCUUAUACAUUGUCUGUCAGAUGGCACCUGGGAGGUGGCUAAGGGCCGCUGUGUCAAGAGGAUGUGUUCCAGGCCUGCAGUGUCAAAUGACAUGAAUAUAAACCCGAGCAAAGAGGAGUACCGGGUCGGAUCCCAUAUCAUGCUGAGCUGCUCCAGCAGUGACAUGAGCCUGUCAGGGCCACGGUUCUACACCUGCACCACCACACUCACCUGGGCACCACCCAUUCCUUCUAACAUACAGUGCAAAGAUGAUAAUCCUUUUGUACCUGAUAGCAGAUGUGGGAAAGGAGAGCACCACGAUGGUUUCAGGUGUGUCUGUAUACCUCAAGAAGACUGCAGGAGGUAUAACGAAGACUUUUGUGUUUGGGAUGCAGCGAAAGGCCGUGCCAUUAUGAUGUCCUUCUGUGCUUUUCAUGCUGGGCGUUGCCAUGGAGAUAAGAUAUACUUCAUGAACAAUGGGCCCUGCAAAAGUGACGUGGCUAGUCUGGACUGGGCCAGAUUCAGGGCCAGUGUGUCUGAGAAGAGCUCCGUUCAGGAACCCUGUGGAUCGGACACCUGUUAUGAGUGGGAGACCUGUUCAGCAUCAAGUACAUGUGCAUGCAAGCUUCCCAGAAACUGCUCAAGGAACCAGGAGCAAGCAUACUGUUUGAAUUUUCUGAGGCUUCAGCGCAAGAAGACCAUGAAUUUGUGUAACAUGGCUGCCAUGAAAUGCAGUGGUAUUGAGUUUGAACUUCUUAAUGAAGGUGAAUGUAAAAGCUCCUAAUUCCUUUCAUACUGUGUGGUUACAUGGUCAAUAUUAACUGACCAUGAAUGUGUAUAAUGCUGUACACUGAUUUAAGAUACUGUACUGAUGUUAUAAAUCAUAUUGGAUUUUAUAUAUAUAUA
Messenger RNA from Electrophorus electricus (electric eel), 4162 nucleotides. It is a transcript of the gene c6.2, whose product is annotated as complement component 6, duplicate 2. Lineage: Eukaryota; Metazoa; Chordata; Actinopteri; Gymnotiformes; Gymnotidae. Gene Ontology annotation, molecular function: protein binding. The record is from RefSeq and is a predicted model, not a curated record. Gene Ontology annotation, biological process: complement activation. Gene Ontology annotation, cellular component: membrane attack complex.